UGGACCUACCUUCCAUGUUGUCGGCACCGCAAACGACGGGGUUUGGGCCCAUACCACAUGGGCGACCUGUAGGUACGUCAGAAGCACGGCAUAAAGGAGAUACAGCCUGGAGAUCAUGGGGGGAGCUGAGUGGGAGAAGUGCGAACGGCCGGUGAGACUCUGCCUCUGACCGCAGGCGGAGGCUUGAUGCAUUUAGGCACGAAAGCAACCUAUCAUUGAUCGCCGUUCUCUAAGUGUACGAAGAGGCCUGCCAGGCCAUCCGCGUCGGAAACAAUAGAUGGCGUCUGCAAUGCGGUCCUAUAUUGAAGCUUGAUGUGAGCCAGAUAUGAGCACGCGCCUACCACGCAGAUUAACCAUCUUCCUCAUCUGCUCGGUAUGCCAGUCAGAUCUAUCAAAAUACAGCAGUAGAGCGAUAGCAUUGCACAGCGCAAAUACAAGCAUAGCAAGACAAUGGGACAAAACUGGUGUGCCUACCAGCUGCCGUGGAGGUUGCGCUCGGCGGGUAGCCGACCUCGUCUGCGAAACGUGCCGCCUUGACGUCAUCGGUAACCAUCACCUUUUUGCUGAGUUGUCGACGACAGAUGUGUUGGUAGGGUCAAUAUAUGCGUACGCCACGAUCCGAAUUCUGCCUACUCUUCUUCACACCGGGUGCGGCGUCCAUCGCGGUUCCGACGUUCCGAUGGCCGAUACGCGUCUUUCUACUCAGCUGCACGAAGUCGACAACUCGGAGUACGCGCCCAGAGCUUCGUCCUCGGCGGACAGACGCUCUAUCUUCUCGGGCAGACGCGACAACUGGUCUUCCCUGGCUGUAAGCAUAGGCGCGGACUGCUCUGCUGUUUGGCUCGUCUCUAUAGCCCUUCUUCCCGCGUGGUGCCCUGGUUUCGGCGAGGGAAAGAGCGCUAUGUGUUGUGCGGAGUCUUGGCGACGAAGGCUGAAGCAAGAUCACGGGGCGUCGCUCAGCACCGUUCCUCUUCAUAAGGGUCUUUGCAAGCAGUCAGCAGCUGGAUAAACCUUCUCAUGAGCCUCUCGCUUCGGCUCAUCCACAAAAGGAGAGUCUCGUCCGAGCGAACAUGUCGAGUUUGGCAUCCGUUUUCAUCUCGUAAUGCCGCACGCGCUCACCCUCCUCCUGGACGACUUCUUCGCGCGUCCCUGCUCCAGUGAUCGCACCUUGAACUUCACUUUUAAGACUUGAACGAAGGUUCAGCGUAUACACUACAGUACGUGAAGGGUGGUAGAACAUACCUGCAUGCGAAAGCUGUCGACCUUGUCGAACAGAGCAUCAGGGAGAGGGCCAAUAGGUUCGUCGUCGUCAGGGUCGCGCGUCGCCUUGCUUUUUGUCUCCGUCAAUACGAA
Phanerochaete carnosa HHB-10118-sp is the source of this 1353-nucleotide messenger RNA. RefSeq lists its product as uncharacterized. The transcript has a single exon. Lineage: Eukaryota; Fungi; Basidiomycota; Agaricomycetes; Polyporales; Phanerochaetaceae. The coding region runs from base 326 to 1009 and encodes 227 amino acids. The record is from RefSeq and is a predicted model, not a curated record.